This is a messenger RNA of Medicago truncatula (barrel medic), 1673 nucleotides long. Its product is annotated as COP9 signalosome complex subunit 3. The transcript has 11 exons. Gene Ontology annotation, cellular component: COP9 signalosome. The record is from RefSeq and is a predicted model, not a curated record. Gene Ontology annotation, biological process: ubiquitin-dependent protein catabolic process. Lineage: Eukaryota; Viridiplantae; Streptophyta; Magnoliopsida; Fabales; Fabaceae. The coding region runs from base 120 to 1397 and encodes 425 amino acids.
CAGGCACACAUAAACCAACACAUAUAUAAAACCUCCCAUCUUUCCUCCUUCAAAACCCACUCACUCGUUACUCGUCGAAUCAACUCGACUCAGAACUCAGAACCCUAAUCAUCACCGCCAUGGAUCCUCUCGAACCAUUGAUCGCACAAAUCCAAGGUCUAUCAAGCUCCUCCGCCGACAUCGCUCGUCUUCAUACCAUCUUGAAACACUCCGAUGAAACUCUCCGUUCCGAUUCAUCUCGUCUCUAUCCAAUUCUUCAACUCAUUGAUCCUUCCAUUCAUUCUCUCGGUUUUCUCUAUCUUCUAGAUGCAUUCUCAGCUGCUUCAGUUUCAAAUCAGCAGCAAGCUGAAGAGGCAGUUCCGAUCAUAGCAAGAUUCAUCAAUGCUUGCAGUGUGGAGCAGAUUCGGUUGGCGCCAGAAAAAUUUGUAUCUGUUUGCAAGAGGUUGAAGGACCUAGUAACGCUGCUGGAAGCUCCUAUACGUGGGGUGGCUCCAAUGUUCACUGCUCUUCGGAAACUUCAAGUCUCCGCUGAGCAUUUGACUCCUCUGCAUGCAGAGUUUCUUAUGCUUUGCUUGUUGGCAAAAUGCUACAAAACUGGUCUAUCCAUAUUGGAUGAUGAUGUUUUUGAAGUAGACCAUCCGCGAGACCUUUAUCUGUACUGUUAUUACGGAGGUAUGAUAUGCAUCGGGCAGAAGCGCUUUCAGAAAGCAUUGGACCUUCUUCAUAAUGUUGUAACUGCUCCCAUGACUAUGAUGAAUGCUAUAGUUAUUGAAGCUUACAAAAAAUAUAUAUUGGUUUCUCUUAUUCGUCAUGGACAGUUCUCUACCAGUCUUCCCAAGUAUGCUUCUCCACUCGCUCAAAGAAAUCUGAAACUCUUUUGUCAGAACCCUUGUAUUGAAUUGGCACAGACUUAUAACAAUGGAAAAGUUGCAGAAGUAGAGGCCUUUGUCAAUGCAAAUGCAGGCAGGUUUGAAGCGGAUAACAACCUUGGACUGGCUAAGCAGGUUGUAUCAUCCAUGUAUAAGAGGAAUAUUCAGAGAUUGACACAGACAUACUUGACCCUUUCUCUCGAAGACAUAGCUAACACUGUUCAUUUAAAUAGUGCCAAGGAAGCUGAAAUGCAUGUGCUACAAAUGAUUCAGGAUGGUGAGAUAUAUGCAACAAUCAACCAGAAGGAUGGAAUGGUGAGAUUCUUGGAGGAUCCUGAGCAAUACAAAACCUGCGAAAUGAUUGAGCAUAUCGAUUCAUCAAUCCAGAGAAUAAUGGCACUGUCAAAGAAACUUACUGCGACGGAUGAACAAAUUUCAUGUGAUCAGUUGUACUUGUCCAAGGUUGGAAGAGAGAGACAGAGAUAUGAUUUUGAUGACUAUGAUGUUCCAACAAGAUUCAACAUUUAAGAUUAGGGUACCUGUUCAUAGUGCUGUGAAUGAUUGAAGUAGAUCUGUUUCAUUGACCUUUUCCCUUUACUCUUGGUUACCUUGGAUCUGUUAGUUGGGGAGUAUUUUUAUUUUGCUCCCAAAUGAGAUAAACUUGGUGGAUGUUAAAUUGUCUUAUCAACUACUUAAAAACUUCGAUUCAUUUUUGCACAUUCAUGUAUGCUCUGUUGGCUUAGCAUGUUGCAGUAGUAUGAGAUUUAUCUAUUAAUUUAGUAUGAUAUAUUGUUUGUAUCAUGA